This is a messenger RNA of Dicrocoelium dendriticum, 867 nucleotides long. Lineage: Eukaryota; Metazoa; Platyhelminthes; Trematoda; Plagiorchiida; Dicrocoeliidae. The record is from the annotation of a GenBank genome assembly.
UUUAUUCACACGUAUCGAUCAAAAUUUUCCAAGCAGAUUAGGGUAGAUUUAACAAAUCUUAUGAACUUCACUUUGCUACUGAAUAAGAUUAUUCAGCUUCGUAAAAUCAUUCAUGCCUUUACAUUGUUAUCUGGGCUGAACAUUGUCCUUGAAAGGACAGGUAUUAUGAAAAUAAACGUCGAUUCCGCGCUCCGCCCCUCUUCUACCAAUCACGAGCAGCAAAGGAAACUGCUAAACGGUAUAAAAUGGACAACCAUUUAGAAACUGGCUACGAACAUAAUUGUACAGAAACUAGCUUUGGGUUUGAUGUUUUUACUUUUCAAACAUAUCACACUUGCCGGAUUUAUUCUACUUCUAUGCCUAUGGAUUGAAGUGUUCUCUUUGCCAAUAACUACAGGAGAGCACAAAAGAAGAUAUGCGGUUAUUGUCGAUGCGGCGGUUCACGAAUGUUCGUAUACUACUGGAUGACGAAAACAGAGCGGGACGAGCUACCCAAUCUGCAGCUGUUGCUAGAUAAAACUGGACAGCCUGUAGUAAAACGAAUAAACCCCGGAAUAUCCAGCUUCGUGAACAAAUUAAAUGAGCUUUCUGAAUAUCUCAAGAACUUACUGGAUUUGGCUGCUUCUGAAAUUCCACCGACGUCCCAUAAAGAUACUCCACUUUAUAUAUUAGCAACUGCAGGGAUGAGGCUAUUGACUGUGGCAGAACAAGAAACUAUUUGGUCUACAGUUCGAACUUUUAUCAGGUCAAGAUAUGAUUUUAAUUUUCAUGAUGAAAACGCCGCGACAAUUACUGGGGCUCAAGAGGCUCUUUACGGAUGGAUAGCAGUUAAUUAUAUUCUUGAUCGCUUUUCUCCGGAAGCUUCUG